Molecule: messenger RNA, 3517 nt
Organism: Carcharodon carcharias (great white shark)
Lineage: Eukaryota; Metazoa; Chordata; Chondrichthyes; Lamniformes; Lamnidae
Gene: cgasa
Product: cyclic GMP-AMP synthase a
Exons: 5
Coding region: 1-1806 (601 amino acids)
Biological process (GO): negative regulation of double-strand break repair via homologous recombination; activation of innate immune response; positive regulation of defense response to virus by host
Cellular component (GO): nucleus; cytosol; site of double-strand break
Molecular function (GO): double-stranded DNA binding; 2',3'-cyclic GMP-AMP synthase activity; chromatin binding
Source: RefSeq, a predicted model, not a curated record
AUGAGCCAGAGGAAGACAACGAGCAGGUCCGGGUCCGGGGCCAGAGGAGCCAGAGGGGCCGGCAGAGCAGCAGCAAACUUCAACAGCGCAGCUCCAGGACACCGCCUGUGUGCCAAGCUCCCGAGCUCCAGCAGGGCUACUGGUGCCAGCCCAAAGGCCCACCCGGGAAGAGACUCCAAGGAGCGGCCACGACAAAACAGCUGCCCCUAUGUUGAAAGCAGUGACUCCCACAGCAGCCUGGCAGAUCCCAGCAGUGGCAGCGAUGACAAUUGCAAAGGGAAUGAAAGGAAGAACGACACCAGCAGGCCUGCGGGCAACAAGAGGAGCAGCAUCCGGAGGGCUGCGGGCGAUCAGGGGAGCGGCUCCAGCAGGGCUGCGGGUGGUACCAGCAGGGAUACUGGUGACAAGAGCAGGGCUGCGGGUGGUACCAGCAGGGAUACUGGUGACAAGAGCAGGGCUGCGGGUGGUACCAGCAGGGAUACUGGUGACAAGAGCAGGGCUGCGGGUGGUACCAGCAGGGAUACUGGUGACAAGAGCAGGGCUGCGGGCGACAAGAGGAGCAGCACCCGGAGGGCUGCGGGCGAUUUCAGCAGAAAUGGGACUGGCACCAGCAGGGCUGCGGGAGACCAGGGGACCAGCUCCAGCAGGGCUCUGGGCAACACCGGCGGUGGGAAAGAUCGGAAUUUAAACAAAGUCUUGAGGAAUGUGGUUGAAAAUCUGCGGAUUAGGUCAGCCCAGAAAUCGCGAGCAUCGAAGCAGGUCAAUGAGGUGGUGGAUCAUUUGUUGCGUUACAUCAAGAAGGAUCCUGCCGGCUGUUUUGCAGCAAUUGCAAAGUUAGCGAGUGGCAGCUACUACGAGAAUGUGAAGAUUUCAGAACCAAAUGAAUUUGACAUAAUGAUCACCGUCCCUGUAAAAAGAAUCGAUUUUAUGGAAGUGGAUUCUGAAGGUGCUUUCUAUCAAGUAGCAUUUAAGAGAAAUCCAGGUACCAACCCGCUCAGUCAGUUUGUUUAUGAUGGAACACUGUCAGCUGAAGAAAUGAUUUGUCACCUCAGGAAACUCAUAAGAGAAGCAGCAAAAACUCUGUCAGGAUACAAUAUAAAAGUGGAAAGGAAAAAGCCAGGAAGUCCUGCUGUGACACUUCAGAUUGAGGACAAGGAACAUGGGGCGAUCUCGCUGGACAUGGUUUUAGCUCUGGAGGUUCAUUCACAGAGCUGGCCAGGUAGCACCGCGGACGGUCUGAAGAUUGAAGAUUGGUUAGGAAAGAAGGUCAGGAAGGAUUUCAGAAUGGAGCCUUUUUACCUCGUGCCAAAGCAGCCACUUGAUGUGACGCAAGGAACUCGAAAUCAAUCACAUAAAGAAAUGUGGCGGAUUUCAUUCUCACACAUUGAGAAGAAGAUGCUCCUGAACCAUGGCAACUUAAAAACCUGCUGUGAGAAUGGAUCACCUAAAUGUUGCAGGAAAUCCUGUCUGAAGCUUUUGAAAAACCUCAUCCAAAAACUGAAGGGCAAGAAUCCUCGCAUACUGGCGAACGUCUGCUCAUACCAUGCAAAAACAACUCUGCUCCAUGCAUGUGUGAAAAGACCCAAAGAUGAAAUGUGGACCUUUGAAGACCUUGAUAUCUGCUUUCUUCAGCUGUUGGAUGACUUCGUUAAACAUCUUCAGGCCACCAACCUUCCUCAUUUCUUCAUCCCCACUUACAAUCUCUUCCAACCUCGUUUAUUUGAUUCAAAAUGUAGAGAAGCACUGCUGCGUCUGAUUGAAACCGAGAGAAACAAAGACUUUCCAAUCUUCUCAAGGCCCAACUAACUGUAGUCACCUCUGAUUCAGUUGGAGAGAAAUAUAGGUGGAAAGAGAUUUUGAGAAGGUUGUUCUAAUAAAACAAGCAUCCAGGAUCCUGGGCUAAAUUAAUGAGGAAUAGAGUACAAAUGCAAGGAAGUUAUGCUAAACAUUUGUAAAUCACUAACAAAAACAGAAUUACCUGGAAAAACUCAGCAGGUCUGGCAGCAUCGGCGGAGAAGAAAAGAGUUGACGUUUCGAGUCCUCAUGACCCUUCAACAGAAUUUGUAAAUCACUGGUUACUCUGCGGCUGGAGAAUUGUACUGAGUCUUAGAAAGGCCUUGGGGAGUGUGUAGAGUGGAUUUACAAGAAUAGUAUAAGCGAUGAGGGAAUUCAGUUAUGUGGAGAGAUCAGAGAAACUGGGAUUAUUCUCAUUAGAGCAGAAUAGAUUACGGGGAGGUUUAAUAGGAAUGUUCAAAAUCAUAAAGGCUUUUGAUUGAGGAGGUAGGGACUGAUGGGUGGGUUGGUAAUCAGAGGUCAUACAUUUAAGGUAGUUGGCAAAAGAACAGGGGGUGGUGGGGGAGAUGAGAAUGUUUUUUUAACGCAAUGAGUUAUGAUCUGGAAUGUGCCACCUGAAAGGAUAGUGGAAGGAAUUCAAUAAUGACAUCAAAAGGGCAUUAGAUAUAUUAUACUUGAAAAUGUGAUAUAUAUACGGCUAUGGUGAGAGAGCCGGGGAAUGAGAUAGACAGCUUUUUCCAAAGAGACAGUAGAGGCUUGAUGGGAUGAAUGGCCUCCUUCUGUGCAGCAAGGUUCUGUGAUUCAAUGAAAUGAGAAUCUGAUAUAUUAUGCAAUAUAUUUUUGGAUCAAACACUAGAAUCCCGUUCUCACCUUGCCAAAAAGCCUCAGGUCUUAAUGGUGAAUAAUUUAUUGGGAUUAAAAAAUGUUCAAACUAUUGAAUUUCAUACAAAGGUAAGUUAAUUAUAGAACAGUAGUGCAGUAAAGACCUCAGGAACACUAUUAGAAGAGACUAAACAUGAAACCUUAAGGCCCCCCCCCACCCCCAACACACACACACACACACAGACUUUCCCAUUAUAAAUUCCUAAACUCACAUUUGCUGCAGCCUAUCAUUGACGGGCGGGUGUAAUUGUAGUGUGGCCAGUUUCCAAUAUAAAUAUGGACCGAGGGUAUUAUAACGGAAAUAUAUAAAAAUGAGAAGAGAAUGGGUACUAGAUUACACGUACAAGCACUGAACCAGUUAGCCCCUGCCCUCAUACCCUAUUCCACCAGAAGACACACAUUUGUUCUGGACUUCAUGUGUGUUAUGUCAUUGGGUGAAGGGGGGGAUGGUGGAGAGAUUGACUAAUGUACUGUUAAAAAUCAUCUAGAAUAUACUCUUCCUGCCCACAAAUCUUGCUUCUGGUUGUCAGCUUUUCAUCGUGCUUUUCUAUCUACCCAUUAAUCUUGCCAUUGUCAUGUUGCAGAUUCCCAGCUCUGCCACAGGUGGCUGAGAGCAAAUUUCCAAGUUUGAUUUCCCUCACUACCUCCAUCUACCAUGUAAAAGGAUUUGCUGCUUUCUAUUUUUUGUACUGAGUGUGUCAGACUCACAAUAUUUAAAACCAGGAAAUGUUCAGUGCUCCAACCAACAAAAUAGAAUAAUUUGACGAUGAGUGGAUUCAUCAAAUGAUGCUUUUUAUACUUUAUUCUUUUGUUUGUAUAUUGUACAUACAGAACCUCUGUG